CUUGCGGCUUGUUUAGUUUGGUUUUGAAAGCGCGCGAGUUCGGUUCGGUUCAAUCCAGCGCGCGGAACGUGUUCCGAUUCCUUCGUCUGGAGGCGUAAAGGACAAAACCGUCGUCCAAUUCGCAGUCCAUUCCGGCGGCUUCUCGAGUGCAGCAAGUGUGCAGGAUUAACUUUUCCUCAAGACCAGAAUUAAUUGCUGUGAAGUGACAUACGAUGAGGGCGGUUAAUUUCUAGGAAAAACCCGGCACGUGUCGAAUGUUUUGGAUACGUAAAUUUGGCCCUAUUUCGAUUCUCAGGAUCUUAUCAAGGAUCAGUGUUAAUUGAAACAAAUGAAGAAGUAAUUUCCAGAAGAAGAUUAAUUGCCAGUUUGGUGCAAGUGAUACAUAAACGGUCAGUGCCCACAGCAAAAGAGUGAAAAUGGCCGAUUUUCCGUUGAAUAACUCGCUGGCCGAGUUUUUGGUGUUGUCAACGUCUUCGGGUGAUUCGAACAAUGGGAGCCUCGUCGUUGAAGAUCAAGCCGCUGGAAACCUUACGAAGGAAGUCACACGUUCACUGAUAAGGCCCAGCUAUUACAUCAUUGUGAUAGCACUGUCGUACCUGUUUGGAUGUGUCGGAAAUCUUAUAGCGCUAAUCUAUCUAUGGAACAGGAAGAACGUCCGGAAUACUAAGCAUUCCCUAAUGCUGAAAUGUUUACUCACAAACGACCUAAUUGGACUGACGGGCAUGUUCGUCCAGAUGUACUUGCAUCGAUACCUACCGCAGGAAAUCGUCGAAGCUAACAUGCACCACUUCUGCAUCUUCCGGGUGAUUUGGCGCGUGUUCGGGAUCAGUUCCGGCUGUGUCGCGUUUGUCAUGGCUCUGGAGCGGUACAUCGCACUGACGAAGCCGUUCUUCUAUCAUAAGCAUGUGUCUGAUAAAAUGAUAAGGAGAUCGAUAUUUCUGCUCUGGGCGGUGGGAGCAUUCUUCACGUUUCUUCCUUUGUUCGGCUUCGGGAUCUACUUCGACGAAAGGAAGCAGACGUGCAUCCGAUAUCGGGACGCCACCGACCCAACCAACGUCGCAUACGCCUAUCUGUUCUUCAGUGUCGGCAUAAUCCUAUGCACGGGAAUAGUGAUAUGCAAUCUCAGCGUACGCAGGGUAUUAUAUCAGUCCCAUCACAAAAUGCGAAGACAGUUCCGCUCAAUCCAACCGAUGCCGAUGGUGGAAAGAGCCACCCUACGGAGCUCGCAGAAAUCGGCAAGCUUUACUGACUCGUCCAUCUUCCGGAUGGUCGGCGAACCAACGACAGAGGAAAUACGGUUCGCCAAACUGAUGACGUUCCUGAGCAUCAGUUUCCUCGCUUGUUGGCUUCCUCAGAUGGUCUCAAUCCUUCUGGCGCAGCUGCUGAAACCGGACGUAAAGGCACGGUUUACCUGGUUCUUCGCUCUGUCCGACAUACUGAUCCUGCUGCACUUCAUGCUCGAUCCCUACAUCUACGUGCUACUGCGACAGAGUGGCCGCAGCGACUUACGAACCAUGAUCCGGUACGUGUUCAGCCGGAGUCAGUUCAACAUCAUGGACACGGCCAUCACGCCCAUUCAGAAAAUUCAGACCAACUCGUCGCCUCUGCCCUAAAGCCUCGAGAACCAAACUAACGAACCCAAAAAAGAAUGACUUCUCACAAAACCUCCAACCAAAACCAUCACCAAACAACCAUGUAAGCUUGUUUUACACCCUUGUCUCCCUUAUCCUAGGUUGGCGUGGCCAGCGCGAAAAGCUCCCGCGAGGGACAAAGGACGAGACACGGUUACCACGACGGAUACGAGUGACUGAGACGGGGGAUGCUUUCCUCUCGUCAGGAUUGGGAAUGUUGUGUCAAAGCUUAAUCAAAAAAGCCUAUCGCUGUACCAAAAUACAGUAAAACAAAUGCACACAUACCUAUUCUAGUACUGCAGGAAAAAAAAUACUCAGGAAUACAUUUUUUUGGAUGUUCCUGAGCGCCGAAACGCAAUUUUAUCAGUCUACCAUCAUCGCUUUGGUCAAAGUUCAAAUAACUAGUGCAUACGUAACAAACCAAGUUUGGAUGUGAUCAAACGUUGUCGAACAACAUACAUUAUGUUACCAAAUCAAGAGAAAUAUAUUAUCCAUUGGAUAUGGUUAAAAUA
This is a messenger RNA of Aedes aegypti (yellow fever mosquito), 2143 nucleotides long. Its product is annotated as prostaglandin E2 receptor EP4 subtype. Gene Ontology annotation, biological process: adenylate cyclase-activating G protein-coupled receptor signaling pathway; inflammatory response; positive regulation of cytosolic calcium ion concentration. NCBI's taxonomy places the organism in Eukaryota, Metazoa, Arthropoda, Insecta, Diptera, Culicidae. The record is from RefSeq and is a predicted model, not a curated record. Bases 417 to 1613 code for a protein of 398 amino acids. The transcript is spliced from 5 exons. Gene Ontology annotation, molecular function: G protein-coupled receptor activity. Gene Ontology annotation, cellular component: plasma membrane.